AAUCAAGAUUCGAUUAUAGUGAAACGUAAACAAGCAAAAAAGGAAGUUGCAUGAAGUUGUGCAAUGAAUUUCUGGGUUUAGGCAGUUAACUUAUUGUGACGGCGAAUCGGCACUUCUGUUCCAGCCUAGUUGUGCUGCAAUCAGACAACCAUGAAGUCACCGUCUGCGUCCAAAUCUGCUGAAGAAAGUACGCCAACAGGACCCACCAGGUCCGGCCAGCUAGACAGCACCCUCUGUGACGAACUAGAGAAAAUUGUUGAAGAGAUGACGCAUUCUGGACGUCCCAGUCUUGAAGAGAAACCAUUGAAACAAUUCAAGCGAAUCUGCAGGACCUCAGACGCUUACAUCGAGCAUGCCUUCAACUUGCUGUCUAGCCAACUGGCUGAGGAUCAUGCCGAAAUCCGUCUCUCCUCGUUCCAGAUCAUGAAUGAGCUCUUCAAUCGCUCACAUCGCUUCCGAGAACUUCUCGUUGCAGACAUGCAGGAGUUUCUGGAGUUAACUGUGGGCACGACUAGCGACAUGCCCCUCCCACCGCCUCGUGCUGCUGCCAAGCUACUCAAGGAGCAAGCACUGAAGGCAAUUCAAGAAUGGAACGCCAAGUACGGAAAGGCUUACAAGAAACUAGCCCUGGGAUACGGCUUUCUGAAGUACAAUAAAAUGGUUGAUUUUGCUAAUCUCGAAGCAAGCUCUGCAGCGGAGCGUCGUGCCCAAGCAGACAGGCAGGCCAAACUCCAGCUAGCUCAGGCGCAGAGGAUAAGCAAAACGCUCAAUGAUAUGGAUGAAAUCAUUCCUGAAAUCAACGAAUGCCUGACACAGAUUGACAACUGCUUUGAGCUUCUGCUACCACACCCGUCCCGCUAUAGUGUGACAGCACCCCCUCCCGAGCAAAUGGAAUCAACUUCAACAGCUGCAUUAUCGACUGCACAGAAGGAACAGACCAUUCAUGCCAAGAGGGUCACAAAUAAAACCAGCCCAGCCGGAAAGAUGGAUUUGAAUCAAGUUGAUAAUUCUGAUAAAACCUCAGAACGAAAUGGCGAGAGUGAAGAUGUAUCGGGCAAUGGUGAAGAUUGCAGCAAUGACCACUCGCAUUCAGUGGAGGAGAGUGGAGAACACACAAACCCAGUGCAUGAUGGGAAGGACGAUGACCUUCUCCAACAGCACGGCUUGCCGUCUUGGAAUUUCAACAUUGAUAUCAAUGUGAAUACAGAUGGUGUAACAUUGGAAGAGGAUGAAGAUAACGAAGCCAUCUUGGUCACGCUAGAAGACAUGAGUCGUCUUAUUGAGUCUUCCUAUCUCCCCCGUCUUGCUGCAUGGAUGGAGGUUUUCACCAAAAGCGGUAAACACGAGGACAAGCUCAAACGAUGCAUGGAUCUCAAGCAGGCUCUCAAGAGCGCAGCGGCCAAGUACGCUGAACUCAAUGUCCACCCUCAGGUGACUGCAAAGCAACGAAGGCGGUCCACAGCGGAGAACGAUGGGGGCGGGGAUUCUGACAGCGAAGGGGAGGGGUUUGAAGAGGUCCCAGAGAAGGAAGGGUUUGAACCUGUCAUCCCUGAGCAUCUCAGGGAAGAGUAUGGAUUGGACCCUUUACCAAGUGCCAACAAAGAUUCAGCGACGACGUCAUCAACGCAAGACAAGCAGAGAACCAACCCCAACUCAAAAUCAUCAAACGCCAAGAGUAAAAACGUCGACACAAGCGUCACUGCACCAGCCGAAGGUCUGGUAACCUGGCACCCAUUACGUGAAGCCCAGCAUACCGUAGCUGAUCCAGCCUCCCAGGCUGGUACCCUUCUCGUGAUGAAGGAGAGAUUACGGGCGAUUAGGGAUCGACACACUGAGCUGAAGAGGAAAUCGGAAGAAAAGGACACAAGUGUUGAGAAGCGUCAACGACAGGAGUUGUUAGCCAAAGCUCCUUACGUUCCAUUCGGUGUGGACCUGGAACACUGGACCAACCCAGAGAAGAUUGAAGCUCCUACGGUUGUAAUAGCUGACACGGCACAGUGUGUGUGGAGUUCAUCAGCACCAGAUGAGGUCAAAGUCAUGGAGGCAGCGAAGGAUAGCCUGACUACCCGAGUCUUCAACUUUGCCGGAGAGUUUGAGCCAGUUAAAUGGACCUGCCGAGCCCCAAUGCCUUCUGGGAAGCUUUGUCAGAGGAUGGAUAGAUUGAAGUGUCCGUUCCAUGGGAAAAUUAUUCCGAGGGACGAGCAAGGGAAUCCACAGACUGUAGAAGAUGAGACCAAGAUGCAGCUGACUAAGGAGCAAGUAAAACAAGCUGAAUCUCUCCUCGCUGACACGGAGCUGCAACGAGACAUAGAGGGCGGGCUAGGACUGGAUCUGGGAUCGACAUCAAGCGGCAAAGGGAAAGGGAAAGGAAAAGCCAAGAAAUACCCCAACUUGACGGACUUGAAGAAAAGAUCCAACACCUCCAUCAGUAGAUUGGAAAAGAGGGUGCUCAACAAGGGUGCUCUUCGAAGGGUCGCUAACGCCAUGAAUAAGCUGGAAAACCGCCGUUUUCAUGACAAGUAUGCAAAUAACUUCAACUACAGGUAGUCCACCCUAACUCCUGGAACUGGUAGCUGGAACGGAUGACAGAUAAACACGCAACAAGCGAGACUGGAAAUAUCUGUCUGCGACCCGCUCACAGUGAGCGAGGCCGGAAAUAUCAGGGUGUGCUACCCACAGAUGAUGGCCUGUACCUGGGUACGGUCAAUGUCAAAUAAUCCUGGUGUGAACUGGUUAAAAUGUACUGACCACUCUGAAAUCGUUUUGUUUUUCAAAUUGCUAUUUUUGUAGCAAUACAAAGCUAUUCAUUUAUGAAUGAAACAUCAAAUCGACUGAAAUUGAACCAUAUUAAUAUGGACUAAUUUUAAUUGCGAUGAACACUUUAUAAAUUUCGCAUUAUUUGCGGUCGGACAAUAAUUCAGUUCUUGCCUCCCUAUCAGAAUGGAUGAUGUAGGGACUUGGAACGAGUCUACUUCCAAGGUGGGUAUGUUUGUGAGCAAUUAUAGCGCACCCCUACAAAAUGUCCUUUUCAGAAUGGUGCAGACAUUAAAAAUAGAAUAAAAAUUGAUUUGUUCUUUAUAAAAUGAAACCACAAGUUAUAAAAUUGUUAGGGGGAAAAAAGAGAGGAAAAAGUAUGUUUUUUUAAAGCACAAUCUGUCUACAAUCUGUCUAUUUUUCAAAUGUAGUCUUAAAAUAAUAAUAUUUAUAAUAAUGUGUUGCUUGUAGCGCUUUAUACCAAAGGUCUCAAAGCGCUUCGCAUUUAGCCUUGAGGGUUUGCACGAUGGAGCCUCACGAUACAAGAAUCCAAGUGAAAAAACAUUUGCUUUGAGAUUCCGAGUCAAUGUUUUCAAUGCCAUGUCAUAUCAGGAAAUCACGCUAGGAGCUACUUCUAGAGAAUAAAUGGAAAAAAAGUUACUGAGAGUUUUUUACCUCACAGACUCAUUAAGUUUAUAAAUUCGGUACUCACUGUAAUUAUGUUUAAGAAACUUGCCAUGUGAUCUGUAGCCUGUGGAUUUAUUUUAUCAGACCCGACUUCAGACAUGAAUGUUGUCCCUUAAACGAAAUGCAUUAAGGCCAAUUUUUGCUUGAAAGGUAAUGUGUAAUGUUGGGCAAUGAAGUAAAGGAAUACAUGUACAUUUUACCGUACCAGAUUUUCCCCGCAGGCGGCUGCACUUGUAUUAGUUGGGUAGUUGAAGGGAAAGGGUAAUUUUACUUGUGAAUGAAAGUUUAAUAUCAAUGUAUGUGUACAUUUGUAUUAGUUGAGUGGUGUAUUUUAUAUGAGUAGUACUCUCAUAUUGUUUGGCAUUUAUAAUCCACUUUUGAUGAAGUUCCUAAAUUUUACCUUGGUUGCAAAGGAACCUGACUUCGAACAUUGUAUCAUUCAUAUUAAGUUUCAUUUCCUGUAAAUCUAAAUGAAAUAAUUCACGACAUAGGAAAUAAAGCAAGUCAACAACA
This is a messenger RNA of Patiria miniata (bat star), 3954 nucleotides long. It is a transcript of the gene uvssa, whose product is annotated as UV-stimulated scaffold protein A-like. Gene Ontology annotation, cellular component: chromosome. Gene Ontology annotation, molecular function: RNA polymerase II complex binding. The coding region runs from base 151 to 2547 and encodes 798 amino acids. The transcript has 15 exons. Gene Ontology annotation, biological process: transcription-coupled nucleotide-excision repair; response to UV. NCBI's taxonomy places the organism in Eukaryota, Metazoa, Echinodermata, Asteroidea, Valvatida, Asterinidae. The record is from RefSeq and is a predicted model, not a curated record.